This is a messenger RNA of Periophthalmus magnuspinnatus, 2876 nucleotides long. RefSeq names its product PDZ and LIM domain 7 (gene pdlim7). The record is from RefSeq and is a predicted model, not a curated record. NCBI's taxonomy places the organism in Eukaryota, Metazoa, Chordata, Actinopteri, Gobiiformes, Gobiidae. The transcript is spliced from 11 exons. Bases 156 to 1463 code for a protein of 435 amino acids. Gene Ontology annotation, biological process: actin cytoskeleton organization; heart development; muscle structure development. Gene Ontology annotation, cellular component: adherens junction; stress fiber; Z disc. Gene Ontology annotation, molecular function: muscle alpha-actinin binding; actin binding.
ACUGGUGACGUCUCAGGCGCUGAGUCCUGCUCCAGAGUUUGUGGAAUAAUCUGCAGCUCAACUCCGGGGGAUCCACGGUGGCUCCUUUACGUCCGCUUUGAGGAAGUUCCGAAGUUAAACUACUUUUGCUCACUUUUUAUCGCUCAGGACUCGUGAUGUCUGGAGACCAGCAGGCGGGACAAGAGGGUAUGAACAUAUAUUCUGUGACCCUCAGCGGCCCAGCGCCCUGGGGCUUCAGGCUGCAGGGUGGGAAGGACUUCAGUAUGCCCCUCACCGUGUCAAGGCUGACCCCGGGUGGAAAGGCGGCCCAGGCGGGUGUGGGCGUGGGGGACUGGGUGGUGUCUAUCGGCGACACCAACGCAGAGGACAUGACCCACGUGGAGGCACAGAACCAGAUCAGAGCGGCAGCAGACUCCCUCACCCUCACCCUCAGCAAAGCGUUCAAAGCUACUGGAGACCACAAGGACUCACUCACUCCAGCCUCUGCUCAGCCAAAGUACUCGUUCGCCCCCAGCACCGCCAUUAACAAGAUGGCACGGCCGUUUACAGCAGGUGGUGCUAGUGCCAACUCAGGACCUGUUGUUAAGCCCGUGGCGUACUCCCCCAAACUAAACACCCCACCUUCACAAGCCUCUGGUGGAGAACACGAGUCACUGAACGGCCUCGAGCCAAUUCCCUCACCUGCCAAGGCCCAGGCAGCGAAUAAACCAGAUGGUUCCAAGACCGCAGCUGCAGCAGUGGGAAACGCAGCCCCCUCCAGCCGUCCACCUUGGGUCACCGAUCCUAAAUUUGCCGACCGCUUUCACCCGGAUAAAACCAGCACGGUGGUGACGCAGCAUCAGCAGCCGGUCCAGCCCACGCCGAUGGAGAGUCGCAGCUCCAUCGUACAGGCAGCGCAACCGGCACCUCAAGACAGCGGAAGGACCCCAGUGUGCGGAGCCUGCAACAAAAUCAUCAGGGGUCGUUACCUGGUUGCCCUGGGGCGUUCGUGGCACCCCGAGGAGUUCACCUGUUCACAGUGUAAAGCCAUGCUGGAUGAAGGCGGUUUCUUUGAAGAGCGAGGGGCUGUUUACUGCACCAAAUGCCAUGACAACAGAUACGCUCCAAACUGUGCUAAGUGCAAAAAGAAGAUCACAGGGGAAAUUAUGCAUGCUCUGAAGAUGACCUACCACGUCCAGUGUUUUAAUUGUGCUGCCUGUAAGAAUCCCAUUAGAAACCAGGCGUUUUACAUGGAGGAGGGAGAGCCGUACUGCGAGAGAGACUAUGAGAAGAUGUUUGGCACCAAAUGCCACGGCUGUGACUUUAAGAUUGAUGCAGGAGACCGUUUUCUGGAGGCCUUGGGCUACAGCUGGCACGAUACCUGCUUUGUGUGUGCGCUCUGCCAAAUCAACCUGGAGGGGAAGACGUUCUACUCAAAGAAGGAUAAGCCGCUGUGCAAAGGCCAUGCUUUUGCUCCUGUGUGAGACCUCCGUCUGCAGCACCAUCCACUCUCCUACUUCACCCAGUCAAAUGCAUCUUGUAGUACUCACAUAACCCAAUCAGCCUUAUCAUUAUGACCACUGGCACAUUCAGCGGGAAAACACAGACGAGUGCAGGGUUAUACUCGACGUUUAAGUGAAUUAAAGUAAACCUGUUUGAAUGUUAUAAAUGGCUCCAGUGGGACAUAGAUUCUCUCUUGGCAGUAUUUAUGGAGCCCAACAGUGACGCUUUUCCAUGCAUUUUUCCCAUAGACUUAAAAAAAAAUCCAGAUAUUAAGAGUUCAAAGGAAUUGCGGAGGCUAACCAGCUACAUGCUAACUAAGAUAUAACGCUGUUGUUUUAGUCCAAAAAGGCAGUUUUAAAAUGCAAGAUUCUGUUUGUUGUCUGUAUGUUUUAAUACCUUGGCAGUUUGUAAAGUUUCAAAAACAGAUUUUAAAGAAAAUUAGUAGCCAAUUAUUCCCAAAAAAGCUUUUGACUUUGAAUAUAUAUAUGUUUUUUUUGGAAAGUCUAUGAGAAAAAAUGAUUGGGAAAUUUCGUACCGGAACCUCAGUGUGGGCGGUCACUGUUGAAGUCCAUUCAGCCAUUUACCAACAGCUGCGUCCAGAGAGAUUGCAAAGUUAAAUGCCAUUUUGUGAAACAUUCAAGGAAAAACAGCGCGGUCUCCAUGGGAUUUGUGAAGUGGGUGGUCAUAACAUUAUGGCUGAUUGGCAUAUGUAGAACUUCACGGCUUAUCUGCACCGACAGCACCUACGUUCAUUUACAAAACCACCACAGUGUAGCAGCUUUACUGUUCACUACUUUGACAUUUUAAGAUGCCGUUCGAUCGGACAUUGUAAAGGACACUGCCGUUAGUCCAGGCUUUGGUCAUCUGCCUUCUGUGAUCUGAUCCUUGUGAGAUCCCUUCAGUCAGACGAAGCGAACUGGAGGAGCCAUUGAGCCUGUAAUAAUGUCACUUGCCGCUCUAAUGAUGUUCCAUUCGCCCCUCGCUAAGUGCAAGGAAGUAGUGCGCCCCUUUCAGAGUCCUUGCCCACUGCCUAUUAAUGUAAUGGGGGUCCAGCCAGGCAGAAAGGGGUCUCCUACCUCGUCUGCAAUGGACCUCUCCGCCCUGUCACGAACUCCCUCUGUCUUCAGCACAUGGCAAAGUUAAUGAUCAGUUAUCCGGUGUCAGAGAAUGAUUCUACAUUGAUCGUUUUUUAAUAAACACAGCAAAAUGGGCCGUUAUUGGCUUUUUAAAUGUUACAGAGCCUAAAGUCUUGAAUUGGGAACUAGAGAAUGAAACAGAUGCAUUCCUUCAUCGUUACCUUAUGUUUAUGACUUAGAUUUGUAUUUAUAUGCUUCAGAAUGUGCCUAAGAGUUUUUAUAGCUGCUUUAAAAUAAAGUUUGGUAUUGCUAUUUUAA